AUGGACUCUCACAAAGUCCCAAGUGGGCCUGUUCUCGGACCGGCAACAGGCCCAAGACCUGUGGCCCAGCCUCAGUCACCAGAUGACCGCGAGCGAUUCGACCGCUCCUCUCCUUUCUCGGCAUCGCGAGCUCUGAUUCAAGAUCUGACGCUUCCUCCAGUUCCCAAUCUGGACAUUCCACCAUCUCCUCCUGGAUCUCCCAACCCCGUGGCGAAUGCCAAAUUCGAGCAUUUCCUGUCUCUCAAGGAGCAAGGCAUUCAUUUUAAUGCAAAGCUAGCCAACUCAUCAUCUCUCAAGAAUCCCAGUUUACUAAAGAAGAUGAUGGAACACGCGGGCAUUGACGAGCAAUCACAAUAUGAUACGACCUUGCCAGUAAACUUGUGGAGUACUUCCAACCUUCCCAAAUGGGGCUUCAAGGAAGAACUCUUGAGGGCCCAACAACAAUUGCGGCAGCAAAUGGAGGAUAAGAAGGCAUCUGGCCAGAGGUCCUCCAUUGGUUUUGUAUCCGCUUCGGAUACGAAGAAGAAAGCCAAUGUGUGA
Penicillium maclennaniae is the source of this 540-nucleotide messenger RNA. Its product is annotated as HCNGP domain-containing protein. Lineage: Eukaryota; Fungi; Ascomycota; Eurotiomycetes; Eurotiales; Aspergillaceae. The record is from RefSeq and is a predicted model, not a curated record. The coding region runs from base 1 to 540 and encodes 179 amino acids. Gene Ontology annotation, cellular component: nucleus. The transcript has a single exon. Gene Ontology annotation, biological process: regulation of DNA-templated transcription.